AUGAGCAGCCAGCCUUCGAAGGAGAAGCCAGACUCUCACCGCAGGCCUCUGCUGCCUGAACCUCUUUCCAGCAGAUACAAACUCUAUGAGUCAGACUUCACCAGCCCGAGCUGGCCCUCAAGUCCCCAGGACGCCCACCCAGCUCUGCCCCUCCUGGAAAUGCCCGAGGAAAAGGAUCUUCGAUCAUCCAAUGAAGACAGCCACAUUGUGAAAAUGGAAAAUCCUCGUGACAGGAGUAAAAGGAGAGAAAGUGAGCCAACACAUCGAGGUUCUGCUGGUCAGGGUGGUAUCAGCCUCUUCCAAGCACUGGGCUACCUCACUGGUGAGAUGAAGGAGUGCAGAAGCUGGCUGAAAGAUAAGCCCCUGGCCUUCCAGUUUACAGACUGGGUCCUGAGGGGUGUGGGCCAGGUUAUGUUCGUCAACAACCCUCUCAGUGGGCUCGUUGUCUUCAUUGGGCUCCUGAUCCAGAACCCCUGGUGGACGAUUGCUGGGGGCAUUGGCACUGUGGCCUCCACCUUAACUGCCCUUGCCUUGAGUCAGGACAGGUCGGCCAUUGCCUCUGGACUCCAUGGCUACAACGGGCUGCUAGUGGGGCUGCUGAUGGCAGUGUUCUCUGAGAAGCUGGACUACUUCUGGUGGCUUCUACUUCCUGUCACGUUCACUGCCAUGGCCUGCCCAGUCCUUUCUAGUGCACUAAAUUCCAUCUUCAGCAAAUGGGACCUCCCUGUCUUCACUCUGCCCUUCAACAUCAUAGUGACUCUAUACCUGGCAGCCACGGGUCACUACAACCUCUUCUUCCCCACGAAGCUGGUGGAGCCUGUGUCUUCAGCGCCCAACAUCACCUGGACAGAAAUAGAGAUGCCUUUGCUGCUACAAGCCAUUCCAGUUGGGGUAGGCCAGGUGUAUGGCUGUGACAAUCCCUGGACAGGUGGCGUGUUCCUGGUGGCCCUUUUCAUCUGCUCACCGCUCAUCUGUCUGCAUGCUGCCAUUGGCUCCAUCGUGGGAAUGCUGGCAGCUCUCACAGUGGCCACACCCUUCGAGAAGAUCUACCUGGGCCUCUGGAGCUACAACUGUGUCCUCUCCUGUAUUGCUGUUGGUGGCAUGUUCUAUGCCCUCACCUGGCAGACCCACCUGCUGGCCCUUGUCUGUGCUCUGUUCUCUGCUUACAUGGGAGCAGCCCUCGCCAACAUCAUGUCAGUGAUUGGUGUGCCACCCUGCACCUGGCCCUUCUGCCUUUCCACCCUCAUCUUCCUGCUGCUGACCACCAGCAACCCUGCCAUCUACAAGCUCCCACUCAGCAAGGUCACCUACCCAGAGGCCAACCGUAUCUACUACCUGACCAUGAGGAGCAGCGAGGAAGAGAAGGCCCCCAGCGGUGGCAGUGGGGAGCAGCAGCCGGCCACAGCCUGUCCGAAGGCCGUCGAGGGCUCGACAGCUACGCGCCCGAAGCCCAGGAGCGUGUUCCACAUCGAGUCCAUCCGCAGAAGGAGCAAAGUGUUUGGAAAAGGUGAGCACCAGGAGAAACAAGCCAAAGACCCCUUUCCCUAUCACUACCGCAAGGCCACCGUGGAAUUGUUGGACCUGGACACCAUGGAGGAGAGCUCGGAAAUAAAGGUGGGCGCCCACCCUCCCAGGACCUCCUGGCUUCAGAGCACCAUGGCCGCCAGCAGCAAAGGGCUCAGCAAGGUGCUGGGUUACAUCACGGGGGAGAUGAAGGAGUGCGGGGAGGGACUGAAAGACAAAUCCCCAGUGCUCCAGUUCCUGGACUGGGUGCUGCGGGGCACCUCUCAGGUGAUGUUUGUCAACAAUCCCCUCAGCGGCACCCUCAUCAUCAUCGGCCUCUUCAUCCAGAACCCCUGGUGGGCCAUCUCGGGGUGCCUGGGCACCAUCGUGUCCACUCUGACAGCCUUGGUCCUGAGUCAGGACAAGUCAGCCAUUGCAGCUGGACUUCACGGCUACAACGGGGUGCUGGUGGGGCUGCUUAUGGCCGUGUUCUCUGACAAAGGCGACUAUUACUGGUGGCUUCUGCUCCCUGUCAUCAUUAUGUCCAUGACGUGUCCCAUCCUCUCCAGUGCCCUGGGCACAGUCCUUAGCAAGUGGGACCUGCCUGUCUUCACUCUGCCCUUCAACAUUGCCGUCACCCUGUACCUGGCAGCCACAGGCCACUACAACCUCUUCUUCCCCAGCAUGUUGCUGCGACCGGCAACCUCUACACCCAAUGUCACCUGGUCAGAGGUGCAGGUGCCCUUGCUCCUGAGAGCCAUUCCCGUUGGCAUCGGCCAGGUAUACGGCUGUGAUAACCCCUGGACUGGAGGCAUUUUCCUGGUAGCUUUGCUCCUGUCUUCACCUCUUAUUUGUUUGCACGCCGCAAUUGGGUCCACCAUGGGGAUGUUAGCAGCGCUGACCAUCGCCACGCCCUUCCACUCUAUCUACUUUGGCCUAUGUGGCUACAAUAGCACGCUGGCCUGCAUCGCCGUGGGUGGCAUGUUCUACGUCCUCACCUGGCAGACUCAUCUGCUGGCCAUCGCCUGUGCUCUGUUUGCUGCGUACUUGGGGGCCGCGCUGGCUAACAUGUUCUCUGUGUGUGGAUUGCCACCCUGCACGUGGCCCUUCUGCCUCUCAGCACUCACCUUCCUGCUCCUAACCACCAACAAUCCUGCCAUCUACAAGCUCCCACUCAGCAAGGUCACCUACCCAGAGGCCAACCGCAUCUAUUAUUUGUCCCAGGAGAAAAACAGAAGAGCAUCGACCGUAACCAAGUAUCAGGCCUAUGAUGUCUCCUAA
Molecule: messenger RNA, 2784 nt
Organism: Suncus etruscus (white-toothed pygmy shrew)
Lineage: Eukaryota; Metazoa; Chordata; Mammalia; Eulipotyphla; Soricidae
Gene: SLC14A2
Product: solute carrier family 14 member 2
Exons: 20
Coding region: 1-2784 (927 amino acids)
Biological process (GO): urea transmembrane transport
Cellular component (GO): membrane
Molecular function (GO): urea transmembrane transporter activity
Source: RefSeq, a predicted model, not a curated record